GUUAAACUUAAUACUGUGGUUCGCUUAGCAAUUUUCAAUCUAGAAACCUCUCCUUUCUGCCACCGAAUCUUCUUCAACUCAACAAAAGCAACGGAACAAUUCUAUAUUCUUUACAAUUAGCGUUUACUAUUUUUCAAUGGUGAUUUCAGACUCACUUGAAAGUACAGGCGGAGCCGUCUCCACCACCACCACAACCACCGACUCCGAUCAUAACUUUUCCUUGCGGAAGAGGCCCGGCGCCACCGCAGUUCUAGCUACCUCCGAUUCAAACGCCACCGAACUGGAUAAUUCCACCAAUGUUGACGCCGCGGCCGUUGAAGGCCCGACGGAGUCGGCGAAUUUCGCGACGAGAAACGCCGAGAAUCAUGGAGGACAAGAUACACGAUUCGCUUAUCGGCCCUCUGUUCCCGCGCAUCGCAAAAUUAAGGAGAGUCCUCUUAGCUCCGAUGCAAUUUUCAAGCAGCAGAGUCAUGCCGGUCUAUUCAACCUAUGUAUAGUAGUGCUUGUUGCUGUUAACAGCCGACUUAUCAUCGAAAAUAUAAUGAAGUAUGGCUGGUUGAUUAAGACUGGCUUUUGGUUUAGUUCAAAAUCGUUGAGCGAUUGGCCCCUAUUUAUGUGUUGUCUUACUCUCCCAGUUUUCCCGUUUGCUGCGUUUAUAGUUGAGAAGUUAGCACAGCAAAAGUGUAUAUCUGAACCUGUUGUUGUUUCUCUUCAUGUAAUCAUUAGCACAGUUGCAGUUUUGUAUCCAGUUUUUGUGAUCCUUGGGUGUGAUUCUGCUUUUGUCUCUGGUGUCACUUUGAUGCUCUUUGCUUGCAUUGUGUGGUUAAAGCUUGUAUCUUAUGCUCAUACUAACUAUGACAUGAGAUCACUCAACAAGUCAGUUGAUAAGGGGGAUGCCCUGUCUGGUUCUCCAAAUGUGGACUGUUCAUAUGAUGUUAGCUUCAAGAGUUUGGCUUACUUCAUGGUUGCCCCCACUUUAUGUUACCAGCCAAGUUAUCCACGUACGGCAUACAUACGGAAGGGCUGGGUGGUUCGUCAAUUUGUCAAGUUAAUAAUAUUUACAGGAGUUAUGGGAUUCAUAAUAGAGCAGUAUAUCAAUCCCAUUGUGCAGAAUUCUCAACACCCUUUGAAAGGGAAUUUUUUAUAUGCCAUUGAGAGAGUUUUGAAGCUUUCAGUUCCAAAUCUAUAUGUGUGGCUCUGCAUGUUCUACUGCUUUUUUCACCUCUGGCUAAAUAUACUUGCUGAACUGAUUCGCUUUGGUGAUCGUGAGUUCUAUAAAGAUUGGUGGAAUGCAAAAACUGUUGAGGAGUACUGGAGAAUGUGGAAUAUGCCUGUUCAUAAAUGGAUGGUUCGGCAUAUCUAUUUUCCAUGCUUACGACAUGGUAUUCCUAAGAGUGUUGCCAUUGUCAUCGCCUUCUUAGUUUCGGCUGUAUUCCAUGAGUUGUGCAUUGCUGUUCCUUGCCACAUGUUCAAGUUGUGGGCUUUUAUUGGCAUUAUGUUUCAGGUUCCUUUGGUGUUGAUCACUACUUUUUUGCAAAGGAGGUUCAGGAACUCUAUGGUUGGAAAUAUGAUCUUCUGGUUCAUUUUCUGCAUAUUUGGUCAACCCAUGUGUGUGCUUCUAUAUUACCAUGACUUGAUGAAUCGUGAAGGGAAAACUGAAUAAACUUCCAACGACUUUGGGAUGAGAUUGGUCCAACCGAAAAUGGUGAUAGAUGUGUGUCGUUCUGCAGCUAUGCAGGCUAAAUGCAUUCAAUGUGCAGCAACAAGCUCUGUUCUGAUUUAAGAUUUAGUCAGGCUGCUUCCUGCUGAGACGUUUCAAGGCGACCUGUGUAAAUCUUUCUGGAAUAACUUUGUGAAUUACAAAACAAUUUUGAAAGUAAAAUUUGGUGACAGUGUUGUGUUGCCAAAAUAGUGGAGGUCUAGUCAUGCUCUGGUUUUUGUACAUG
This is a messenger RNA of Pistacia vera, 1946 nucleotides long. RefSeq names its product diacylglycerol O-acyltransferase 1A. Gene Ontology annotation, cellular component: chloroplast envelope; endoplasmic reticulum membrane. Gene Ontology annotation, biological process: triglyceride biosynthetic process. Lineage: Eukaryota; Viridiplantae; Streptophyta; Magnoliopsida; Sapindales; Anacardiaceae. The transcript is spliced from 16 exons. Gene Ontology annotation, molecular function: diacylglycerol O-acyltransferase activity. The record is from RefSeq and is a predicted model, not a curated record. Bases 137 to 1663 code for a protein of 508 amino acids.